This is a messenger RNA of Fomitiporia mediterranea MF3/22, 531 nucleotides long. RefSeq lists its product as uncharacterized. The transcript has a single exon. The record is from RefSeq and is a predicted model, not a curated record. NCBI's taxonomy places the organism in Eukaryota, Fungi, Basidiomycota, Agaricomycetes, Hymenochaetales, Hymenochaetaceae. The annotation marks the transcript as partial.
UACAAGAAGGUAGCAAAGAAGGUUAGACCAGUCGCCGGAACUCUCCCGGAAGAGUUUCGGAUCGUUCGACGGAAGCAUCCUGAUCCGUUGAAGGACAUGCCGGAACUACCGCUGCACCCCAAGCCGUUUGUCCCAACACACCGUUUCACGCAAGAACGCAUGGAAGCUCUUGACAUCGAUCCAUGCAACUUCCUCUGGCCAGAAGAGCGCCAGCUUUUGAUCAACCUGAUUUCGAUGCAUGAGGACGCCUUUGCCUGGAACGAGCUCGAGAAAGGCGCCCUGGACCCGGAAUACUUCGAUCCGAUUUUGAUUCCGACCGUUCCGCAUAUUCCAUGGGUACAAAGGAACAUCCGGAUUCCACAGGGAAACCUCGACGCAGUCGUGAAAAUUCUCAAAGACAAAAUCGCCACCGGAGUUUACGAGCCGUCAAACUCAUCUUACCGUUCCCGAUGGUUUACCGUAGUAAAGAAAGACGGAAAGUCUCUGCGCCUGGUCCACGACCUCCAGGAACUCAACCGAGUUUCGAUCCGA